This is a messenger RNA of Perognathus longimembris pacificus (Pacific pocket mouse), 2110 nucleotides long. RefSeq names its product kelch like family member 40 (gene Klhl40). Gene Ontology annotation, molecular function: protein binding. Gene Ontology annotation, cellular component: I band; A band. Gene Ontology annotation, biological process: negative regulation of protein ubiquitination; negative regulation of proteasomal ubiquitin-dependent protein catabolic process; skeletal muscle fiber development. Lineage: Eukaryota; Metazoa; Chordata; Mammalia; Rodentia; Heteromyidae. The record is from RefSeq and is a predicted model, not a curated record.
UUGGAGCAGGCGGAGGAGCAGCGUCUGUACCAGCAGACGCUGCUGCAGGACGGCCUGAAGGACCUGCUGGACCGCGGCAAGUUCGUGGACUGCGUGCUGAUGGGGGAGCGCGAGUUCCCGUGCCACCGCCUGGUGCUGGCGGCCUGCAGCCCUUACUUCCGGGCGCGGCUGCUGGAGGCGGCGGCGUCGGCGGCGGCGGCGACGUCGACGACGCCCGAGGGCGGCGCGGGCGAGCGGCUGCGUCUCGACGACGACGCCGUGUCCCCGGAUGUGGCGGCGCAGGUGCUGCGCUACCUGUACACGUCGGAGGUGGCCCUGGACGAGGCGAGCGUGCAGGAGCUGUUCUCGGCGGCGCACCGCUGGCAGAUCCCGUCGCUCUUCACCCUGUGCGUGUCCUUCCUGCACCGGCGCCUGGGCCUGGCCAACUGCCUGGCCGUCUUCCGCCUGGGCCUGCUGCUCGACUGCGCGCGCCUGGCCGUGGCCGCGCGCGACCUGGCGUGCGCGCGCUUCCCGCUCGUGGCCCGCGACGCCGACUUCGCCGCUCUGACGCCCGACGAGCUCAUCGCCAUCAUCUCCAGCGACGGCCUGGAUGUGGAGAAGGAGGAGGUGGUGUUCGAGGCGGUGAUGCGCUGGGCCGAAGGCGGCGGCGACCCCGAGCGGCGGGCCGCGCACCAGGCCGCGCUGCCCACCGUCUUCGACAGCGUGCGCUGCCGCCUGCUGCCCCGCGCGUUCCUGGAGAGCCGCGUGGAGCGCCACCCGCUCGUCAAGGCCCAGCCCGAGCUGCUCCGCAAGAUCCAGAUGGUGAAGGACGCCCACGAGGGGCGGCUCACCACGCUGCGACGCAAGAAGAAGAAGAAGAAGACGGCUGGGGAAACUGAGGCAGGGGGGGAGGAAGAGGAGGAGGAGGAGGAGGAAGAAGAGGAAGAUGGCCGCGUCCUGCCCGGGAUCCUGAACGACACGCUGCGCUUCGGCAUGUUCCUGCAGGACCUGAUCCUCCUGGUGAGCGAGCGGGGCGCCAUGGCCUACGACCCCGCCGCCAACGAGUGCUACUGCGCCGCCCUGUCGGCCCGGAUCCCCCGGAACCACGCCAGCCUGGUCACCAAGGAGAACCAGGUGUUCGUGGCCGGGGGCCUGUUCUACGACGAGGACGGCGGGGAGGACCCCAUGAGCGCCUACUUCCUGCAGUUUGACCACCUGGACUCGGAGUGGCUGGGGAUGCCGCCGCUGCCCUCGCCGCGCUGCCUCUUCGGCCUGGGGGAGGCGCUGAACUCCAUCUACGUGGUGGGCGGCCGCGAGCUCAAGGACGGCGAGGGCAGCCUGGACUCCGUCAUGUGCUACGACCGGCUGUCCUUCAAAUGGGGUGAAUCCGACCCGCUGCCCUACCCAGUGUACGGCCACGCCGUGCUCUCCCACCUGGACCUCGUCUAUGUCCUGGGAGGCAAGGGCAGCGACAGGAAAUGUCUGAACAAGAUGUGCGUCUAUGACCCCAAGAAGUUCGAGUGGAGGGAGCUGGCCCCCAUGCAGACGCCCCGCUCACUCUUUGGGGCCACUGUCCACGAUGGCCGCAUUUUCGUGGCUGCUGGGGUCACGGACACAGGACUGACCAGCUCGGCUGAGGUGUACAGCAUUGCAGAUGACAAGUGGUCCCCCUUUGAGGCUUUCCCCCAGGAGCGCAGCUCGCUCAGCCUGGUGAGCCUGGUGGGGACCUUGUACGCCAUCGGCGGCUUCGCCACUCUGGAGACUGAGUCUGGAGAGCUGGUCCCCACGGAGCUCAACGACAUCUGGAGGUAUAACGAGGAAGAGAAGAAGUGGGAGGGUGUGCUUCGGGAGAUGGCCUAUGCGGCUGGCGCCACCUGCCUGCCUGUGAGGCUCAAUGUCCUACGCCUGACCAAGAUGUGACCAGGGAUCGAACGGACCACCCUGUCCACCCUACAUGACCCCGCCAGGCCUGACCUCCUGGGUGCUCCAAGGAACUCCCCGGGGUGCUAUGGUAUAGCCUGAGGGCUGAUUCAACCAAGGAGAGGACAACGGCUGCCCAGUCCUGGCCUUUCAGGCGGAGACAAAAACAUAAAACAACAACAAAAAUAAUGGCUGGGAAGGUGGCUCAGUG